This is a messenger RNA of Penicillium brevicompactum, 1311 nucleotides long. RefSeq names its product cyclin-dependent serine/threonine protein kinase SSN3 (gene ssn3). Lineage: Eukaryota; Fungi; Ascomycota; Eurotiomycetes; Eurotiales; Aspergillaceae. Gene Ontology annotation, molecular function: RNA polymerase II CTD heptapeptide repeat kinase activity; ATP binding; cyclin-dependent protein serine/threonine kinase activity. The transcript is spliced from 3 exons. Gene Ontology annotation, biological process: protein phosphorylation. The record is from RefSeq and is a predicted model, not a curated record. Gene Ontology annotation, cellular component: mediator complex; nucleus. Bases 1 to 1311 code for a protein of 436 amino acids.
AUGAGUCUGACCAAUCCGCCCUCUUCCGGUUCCCUUUCACGAACCAGAGUUGGGAACUUGAAACGGGGUCUCCAGGCUACUGUCGAUGAGGCGAUUGACUCGAGAAGACCUGGCGGGUACACCAGCAAGGUUCGGGUCCGAGAUCGAUAUCACAUCGUUGGUUUUAUCAGCAGUGGUACCUAUGGUCGAGUCUACAAGGCCGUUGGCAAAAACGGCAAAAAAGGCGAAUUCGCCAUCAAAAAAUUCAAGCCCGACAAGGAAGGCGAGACAAUCCAAUACACGGGUCUAUCGCAAUCCGCCAUCCGAGAAAUGGCACUAUGCACAGAGCUUUCUCAUGCCAAUGUUGUACAGCUAGAAGAAAUCAUCCUCGAGGAUAAAUGCAUCUUCAUGGUCUUCGAAUACACGGAACACGACCUUCUCCAAAUCAUUCAUCACCACACUCAGCCCCAGCGCCACGCCAUCCCAGCCCCAAUGGUGCGUUCUAUCCUCUUCCAGCUUUUGAACGGUCUUCUCUAUCUGCACACGAACUGGGUUCUUCAUCGUGAUCUGAAGCCAGCCAAUAUCCUCGUCACUUCAAGUGGCGCAAUCCGCAUUGGGGACCUGGGUCUAGCGCGUCUUUUCUACAAACCCCUCAACUCUCUCUUCUCAGGCGACAAGGUCGUCGUCACAAUCUGGUACCGAGCACCAGAACUACUCAUGGGAAGCCGCCACUACACACCCGCUGUCGACAUGUGGGCCGUAGGCUGCAUCUUCGCCGAACUCCUAUCCCUUCGACCGAUCUUCAAAGGCGAAGAAGCGAAGAUGGAUAGCAAGAAAACAGUGCCUUUCCAGCGAAACCAAAUGAUGAAAAUCGUUGAGAUCCUGGGCAUGCCCACUAAGGAAAAUUGGCCCGGGUUGACCUCCAUGCCGGAGUACUCUUCGCUUCAGUCUGUGGUGAUGCACCGACAGCCUACGCAUUUCCAUCGCGGCUCAAAUUUGGAAGGCUGGUAUCAAAGCUGCUUGAAGAAUGGUGGAUAUUCAUCGACAUCAGUAGCGGGUACGCCCGGGGCAGACGGUUUCAAUCUCUUGUCGCGGAUGCUGGACUAUGAUCCUACGAGACGAAUCACUGCUGAGCAGGCUCUUGAACAUCCGUACUUCACGAACGGAGGACCCAUAAGUGGCAAUUGCUUUGAGGGUAUCGAUGAUCCAUACCCACAUCGUCGCGUCACGCAGGAGGACAAUGAUAUUCGAUCCGGGAGUCUUCCGGGCACAAAACGGAGUGGUUUGCCAGAUGACUCGUUGAUGAGGGCUUCGAAACGACUUAAGGAGUGA